This is a messenger RNA of Lemur catta (Ring-tailed lemur), 480 nucleotides long. RefSeq names its product 60S ribosomal protein L17-like. Bases 11 to 451 code for a protein of 146 amino acids. Gene Ontology annotation, biological process: cytoplasmic translation. Gene Ontology annotation, cellular component: cytosolic large ribosomal subunit; ribosome. Lineage: Eukaryota; Metazoa; Chordata; Mammalia; Primates; Lemuridae. The transcript has a single exon. Gene Ontology annotation, molecular function: structural constituent of ribosome. The record is from RefSeq and is a predicted model, not a curated record.
CAUCAAGGGUAUGCAUAUACGAAAAGCCACCAAGUAUCUGAAAGAUGUCACUCUAAAGAAACAAUGUGUACCAUUCCGACGGUACAAUGGUGGAGUUGGUAGGUGUGCCCAGGCCAAACAGUGGGGCUGGACACAGGGUCGGUGGCCCAAAAAGAGUGCUGAAUUUUUGCUGCACAUGCUUAAAAAUGCAGAGAGUAAUGCUGAACUUAAGGGUUUGGAUGUAGAUUCUCUGGUCAUUGAGCAUAUCCAGGUGAACAAAGCACCCAAGAUGCGUCGCCGAAAUUAUAGAGCUCAUGGUCGGAUUAAUCCAUACAUGAGCUCCCCCUGCCACAUCGAGAUGAUCCUCACUGAAAAGGAACAAAUUGUUCCAAAACCAGAAGAAGAGGUUGCACAGAAGAAAAAGAUAUCCCAGAAGAAACUGAAGAAACAAAAACUUAUGGCACGGGAAUAGAUGCAACAUAAAAUAAAUGCAAAUAACAG